AUGGCUGAGUUUCUUAAACCUAAAAACACAAAUCCUCGUGGUAUUCCAGAGGCUCCAUUUAUAGAUAAAGUUGAAAAUGUUAUCAAGAAUCCAGAUGAAGAGUUUGAAAAAGUGAUGAGUAUGUUUCAAGAACGUUUGCAACAAUACAAGUAUAUGGAAUUAUCUAAAAGACAACAAUUGGGAGACUUAAAAAUCAAAAUACCAGAUAUCGAAAAAAAUUUGGAUAUUAUAAACUAUAUUAACGAGAAGAAAAACGAUGAAGAUGAAGAAGAUAAAAUCAUUGAAACAAACUAUGAACUAAAUGAUACUUUAUACACCAGGGCUAGUAUUGACGCCGAAAACUUAGAUUCAGUUUUCUUAUGGUUAGGUGCAGAUGUAAUGUUGGAAUACCCUCUUGAUGAAGCAGUUGAAUUGUUAAAUACUAGAUUAAAUAGUAAUCAAACUCAACUUAAGUUAGUCAAAGAAGAUUUAGAAUUUCUUAAGGAAAACAUCACUACUAUGGAAGUAAAUACCGCAAGACUAUACAAUUGGGAUGUUGAAAGAAGAAGAAAUUUAAAAUCUGCUGAAGAAGGUACAAAAAACUUAAAAAUUUAG
This is a messenger RNA of Hyphopichia burtonii NRRL Y-1933, 594 nucleotides long. Its product is annotated as tubulin-binding prefolding complex subunit. Lineage: Eukaryota; Fungi; Ascomycota; Pichiomycetes; Serinales; Debaryomycetaceae. Bases 1 to 594 code for a protein of 197 amino acids. Gene Ontology annotation, molecular function: tubulin binding. Gene Ontology annotation, biological process: protein folding; microtubule-based process; tubulin complex assembly. The transcript has 2 exons. Gene Ontology annotation, cellular component: prefoldin complex; cytoplasm. The record is from RefSeq and is a predicted model, not a curated record.